CCGCACGGAGGGAAGGAAGGGAGCCGCCCCCCGGGGUCCGGACCCUCCUCCGCAGCCGGUUCCGGAACAUCUCGUUUCAGUGCGGCGCGCCCGUACCCGGUGAAGACAGCCUCACCAGAAGUAAAGGCUCACUGAUGCGGCUGCGCCCUGCAGGCAGCAAUCUGCCAAGCUCCUCGUUCUUCCCCAGCUCCUGCCCUUGGAGGUUACUGGACCCGCGCUGCGUUCAGCUAUGAAAUUUCUAUUGGUUUUUGAUUUUGACCAUACAAUCAUAGAUGAAAAUAGUGACACCUGGAUUGUGAAAUGUGCUCCUGAAAGAAAACUUCCUAAUGGAUUAAGAAACUCUUACCAACCAGGACAUUGGACAGAAUAUAUGGGCAGAGUCUUUGUCUACUUGGGAGACAAUGGUGUCAAAGAAGAUGAGAUGAAAAGAACUAUGACAACAAUUCCUUUCACUGCGGGAAUGAUAGAUCUCCUGAGAUUUAUUGGCGAGAACAAGCAGUUGUUUGAUUGUAUAAUUGUUUCAGAUUCUAAUACAGUAUUUAUUGACUGGAUUUUGAAAGCUGCUGACUUCCAUAAAGUGUUUGAUGAAGUGUUUACAAACCCUGCAGCAUUCAGCAGUACUGGCUAUCUUACUAUAGAGCACUUCCAUGCUCACCAUUGUGUAAAAUGCCCUAAAAACCUUUGCAAAAGGAAAGUUUUAAAAGAAUUUCUAGAUAAACAGUUGGAGCGAGGAGUCAGUUAUACACAAAUUGUAUAUAUAGGUGAUGGUGGGAAUGACUUAUGUCCAGUAAUGUUUUUGAGGAAGAAUGAUAUUGCUAUGCCCAGGCAGGGGUAUACCUUGGAGAAAAAGAUUUCUCAACUGGCCCAAAGUCUCAGUCCUGUACAGUGUUCUGUUCUGGUUUGGUCAUCUGCGAUCGACGUUAUGUCUUACCUGAAAGUACUUAUAAAAGACUGAUUCAAAUGAUAAAAGGAAGUUGGUGCAGUUAUAUUUUAACUUAUUGGGAGAGAAAAACUGCAUGUGUAUGAAAGCUCAAAAUUGUAAAAUUGGUUUAUUAUCUGAAAUUACGGGUUUUUUAACCACAACAUGAAACUGUUUAGGUUCAAUCCUGGUAAUAAUGGGAAAGUGCACUAUAAAAGGCCUUCUAACAGUAUAGAUUCCAACUAAGUGGAGAAGCGGGGCUGGGACAAGACUUGUCAUUAGUUUUUGUCCACUCCUUCUCCUCUAAGUGUAUAACUGACCUUUGCAAUCCCACACACUUAGGGGAAGGAGUAGGAUUACUAUUCAAAAGAAUUAAAUUCUUUACUUAGAAAGCAUUAGGUGCCAGGAGCAUGGUUCUGGAGCCGUUGGCUUUUACACUUCUUUGAUCUGAUGGCAAAUUAUUUGUUGUAAUCUUGUUUAAUCCAAAGAUGCAUUUAUAUUUUCAAUCUACUAAAUAUUUUGCCAAACAAAAUUACUUUUUAACAGUUUGUAUUAUCAUGUAUUGUAAAGACAAUAAAAGUUGCUGUCACGACAAAUGCAGCACAACUAAUUUGUGUCAUGUAUUCUGCUGGCCUGUGCCUCAUCAGGCCUGGAGAGAGUGUAGACACAAGUGUAGGUUCCAGCCUUUGGCUGGUCACAUUCUUUCUAUUCUGGAAGGCUGUAAGGAUGUUCCUCCUUUGUUUGAAGAAAAGGCUCUCUUCCAUUCUGGCUACUGCCCUGAGUGUGCUGCUGCCACUCUGUACAGAGCUGACACUGGUUUGAUCUUUCAUGCUGGCAGCUCUGAGUCAGCCACAUGUGUUUUUCCUCCUUGGUUUCUGCUGCAGUGCACAGGCCCACAGAAUGGUACAUACACAUAUACAUACACUGAUUUUACCUGUUCUUCCUCAUCUAUAUCUAUAUUACAAUCUCUUACAGUCUGGAAGGAAGCAUCUACGUCCAUUUUAAGUUUUAAACAGAUUGUUCUGUCUAAGUAGUUCCAAAGAAUUGUGAACACUUAGUCUUUACCUCUGACACUGAGAUGAGCCCCAAGUGUAUAUGAAGGUAUUAAAAGUGUGCAUAUAAAGGUACUAAAAGUAAGUCUCAUUAAAGUUAAAUAAUGUGUUUUCAUGCCAAAUGUUUUUAUAUCGCAGAAAAGGUUCAAAAUGCUGAUGGAGUUUGCUAUUAAACUGAAGUCAUAUUUAUCUUAAGUACUUUAAUAACUGACAGGGCAACUUUCACAGCACAUCAGUUGCAGAUGUCUGAGGUGUAGCUCAGCAGUCUGCAAUUAUCAUAUCUGUCUUCCUUUGUUUUCUGUGCAAUGUUGUUCCAUUUUUCUUACAGAUAUUUUGCGAUGUCACUACCUUUAUUUUCCUUAAUUGAAGAUUUUUGAGUGAUCUUGUCCUGUUUCCAGGCUGCUUCUCAAGUGCUGCAGGUUUACAUAAAUUUCCCUUGUGUACUUC
Cinclus cinclus is the source of this 2418-nucleotide messenger RNA. It is a transcript of the gene PHOSPHO2, whose product is annotated as phosphatase, orphan 2. Bases 230 to 955 code for a protein of 241 amino acids. The transcript is spliced from 3 exons. The record is from RefSeq and is a predicted model, not a curated record. Gene Ontology annotation, molecular function: phosphatase activity. Lineage: Eukaryota; Metazoa; Chordata; Aves; Passeriformes; Cinclidae.